This is a messenger RNA of Yamadazyma jaroonii, 2136 nucleotides long. NCBI's taxonomy places the organism in Eukaryota, Fungi, Ascomycota, Pichiomycetes, Serinales, Debaryomycetaceae. The record is from the annotation of a GenBank genome assembly.
AUGGAGUGUUUAAGUAUCAAUCUUGAUUUCAAGUAUAUCUUGAAGGAUAAGAACAUCCCAUCUGUGUUCGAUACCAACAAUUUAUGGAAAGCUAAUGAAUUUGGAGGAUUCCAUAAUUAUGAAAUCAUCGAAAAUUAUAGUGCAAUUGAGGCUAAAGUGGUUGAGAUCAACAAUCAAAAGAAUGGUUUGAUUGAAGUUAUCAAACCUAGUUUUGAAGUUCCUAUCAUCAGUUUGAUCUUCAAAGGUACUAGAGAUUUCAUUAAUACCAGUAGAUUAGAAGUUUAUAAACAAUAUAAUCAAAUCAGUUUCAAAACCAUCAAUCAUAAAGUUAAUGAGAAGUUGAUUCCAAAAUUAAUAGAAUUAAGUACUGUGAAUAAUGUAGAGAUUAUGUGUAACAACGAACAAGUUCAAUUAAUUGGUCAACUUGAUAAUAUCACUUUUGUGGAAACCCAAAUCAGAGUAAUCAUUGAUGCUUUCAGUGGAUUAUUGAUUGAAUCUUUUGAUAUCAAUUUAUCAGUGAUUCCGAUUUUGGGUGAUCAGAAUUUGUUUAAUUUCAAGGAAAUUGUUAAACAGAACAAUACCAAUGUUUAUUUGCCUGAUUUGUUACCUGAAGUUUAUCAUUCAAGGAUCUAUUCCGAUUUAGAUAGUUUCAAAAUUUGGAUCACAGGAGAAAAACCUUUAGGGAUUUUGAACACCAUCAGGAUAUUGAAAAAUGUCAUUGAAAAGAUAAGUUUCUUCCAGAAAACUAUCAAAUUAAGUAAAGAAAAGUUGGAUCUUAUUACUUUAUACCAUCAAGAUGCGUUAUUGAAGAUUAUGAUUUCUAAUAGUACAUUCAUUAAGAUCCCUCAAUUCGGUGAUGACGAUAAUGAAGUCACUGUUCAAGGUAACGAUGAAGUUUCUGUUACCAAUACUAUUCAAGAUAUUCAUAAAUUGACUCAAAAUUACUAUAAGUUAUUGAUUAAUAGUGAUAGUUUUGAGAAUUACCAACAGGUUUUAUACAAAAUUUCUCCCUUCAAGAUCAUGAUGAAAAUGAACGUCGAAGGGAUGGAAGUUAUUGGAAUAAAUACUGAUGUCAGAUCAUUUAUUGAUCAAAUCAAUAUUUCCAACAUAUUGAAAGUUUCCUUACUUAUUGAAAUCAAUAAUACCGAAAAGGAUUUCAUCAGUGGAAAGAAGAAUGGGAAGAUCUUGAAAAUCUUAAAUCAAUUCAAUAAUUCUAUUAUCAAAUUUUUACCUCAAGAUGAAUAUCAAUUCUUAGUUGACAUUGUCAUUGAAAGAUCUUAUAAUUUAGAUACUUUGAAACUUAUCAUGGGUUUGAUCGAACAAGAAUUACCUUCCCAAUUUAAAUUCAAUAUUCCGGAAAUAUUCCACAAAUCUAUUAUUGGAAAUGGUGGUCUUAUCAUUCAAAGUAUCAUGAAGAAGUAUAACGUUUAUAUCAAGUUUUCAAGUCAACCUAAGAAUGUUAACUUAUAUUCCUUCAAGAGGUUCAAUAACGUGUUGAUUAAAUGCCCUAAGAAGAAUGCUAAUAAUAUCAAAUUAGUGGAAACAGAAUUACAUAAUUUAGUUGAAAAUUGUGGUAACAAUAAUUUGAAUUAUAAUUAUCUUAACUUGAACACUAACAAUUCCAUUUAUAAUUCCAUCGACUUUAAGUUAUUAAAAUCUCAUUACAUCCUUUUAUUGAACAAUUUCAAAUUAACUCAUUUGAAUAAUUUAGAGAUUGAAUUUUCUUCAUACAUCAAUUGGCCUCGUCUUGAAGAUUUUGAUGACCACUUAAAGACAGUUGAAGUUAAAGGUAGUGAUAUUAAGAUGAAGUUCUUUGUUAACAAGAUUGUCGAAUGCUUACCUAAGAAUUAUAAGUUUCAAUUGCAAAGAUUCAAUAUCUCAGACUCUUUCACUGAUGAGAUUGUUUUACCUUUCAAAUUCAAUGAUAUAGAAAUCUUAGUGGUCAAUAAUGAACUCUGGUUGAGUUAUUAUGAAUAUAAACCUUCAGAGAUUGAAAAAUUGGCAACCUGGUUGAAAGAUCACGAUUAUAUUGUCAUUGAAAGGGGAGAAUUUGAAUUCAAUCCUGUUGAAACCAUUGAUGAAUUGAAAUUCAAAAAAUCAAAGAAACCUUUGAAUAAGAUCACCAAUGAAGUUUAA